AUGGGCGACCCGGAAGACUGUGGACCAAUCAUAUCAGUCAACCGAGCUGCCAAGUGGCCCACGCCCGACGUUGCUGGCACCGCUUCCAUCGAGCCGACCCCUCUGUUUGCCGCCGACCCGCGGCCUCCGGCGGGCGCCAGAAUGCGUGCAGUGCGCGCGACGUUCCUAUGCCUGUCGCUCAACUUCACUCUUUGCAGCAUCUUCAACGGCCGCCACUACACGGGCCGUGGCUCCCUGCCCAUUGGCGGAUCAGAUGUCGCCACGUCAGCAGAUACGAGAUCAGCCGGCGUUUGGGCGUCGUCAGAUGCGUCGGGGUUUGUGCUGAUGGACUCGCGGCAGAUCUGCACCCACGACCAGUGGUCGCGCGCCACGCAAGGCCUCAUCCCCUCCUUACAAGCACUUACCUGGAGCACCGCGCUGUGCGACGACGAGCUGCGCCUGCUCGCCUCGCUGCCGCCUCGCCCCGCCUCGCUGCACCUUGCCCCUCCGCCCCGCACACCCCCCGCCCCUGCCACGUGCCUGCGCCCCUUCGUGCGCAAAGGCACCAAGCUCUACUCUCUCUCUCACGCGCCCUCCCCCGCUGCUGCCUCCGCCACCACUCCCCGCGCCCCCCCUCGCUGCCACGCCGCCUCCUCGCGGCACGCGGGGCGACUGGGCGGGCUUGACCUGUGCGUGAUGCUGCACCCCUCGCCGCCCCCGCUGCCCCUCUUCCGCCCCCUCUGCCCCUCCCCCGCCUCCUGCUCCCGCCGCUGCCCUGCUCCAGGCACGGAAUGGGCAUGCAGAAAGGGGGAGGGCCAUGGGGAUUGUGGAAAAAAGAGUGUGAUUCGAGGGAAGGGGAGGAAGGAAGAUGAGAGCGGGGCGAGUGAUGGUGGUGGGCAUGAUGGGGAGAGUGGGGCGAGUGAUGGUGGUGGGCAUGAUGGGGAGAGCAGAGCAGGACGGGAAGGUGAGAGUGGAGGGUGGGGUCCUGGGAGGAGUGGAGCAGGAGGGAGGGGCGAGGGCGCAGCAUGGAGAGGAAAGGCACCAGGGGAGCCCAACGGUGCAGAAGCGGAUGCUGGUGGUAGCAGUGAGAGUGGGGGAGGAGGGAAUGGGGGGAGAGGAGGGAAAGGAGGGAGAGGGGGGGGAGGGGGGGAGGCAGUGUGGGAGGCGGUGGUGGAUGAGUAUGUGGAUGACGAGGGGGCGGUGCAACACGAGGUGGACAACAACGCCCUGCUGCACACCGCCCUCGCCCUCGUCAGUCCCUCCUCUCCCCUGUCAGUCACUCAGUCACAGCUGCUCUGCCUCACCUGGCCGCUUAUCUAUUCGCUGGGCAACUCUUCUGUGUCACCUGCUCGCUGCCUCAUGCCCUCUGCGCCAUGCCCUCUGCGCCAUGCCCUCUGCGCCAUGCCCUCUGCGCCAUGCCCUCUGCGCCAUGCCCUCUGCGCCAUGCCCUCUGCGCCAUGCCCUCUGCGCCAUGCCCUCUGCGCCAUGCCCUCUGCGCCAUGCCCUCUGCGCCAUGCCCUCUGCCCCAUGCCCUCUGCCCCAUGCCCUCUGCCCCAUGCCCUCUGCCCCAUGCUCUCUGCCCCAUGCUCGCUGCUCGUUGGAGUCAGAUGCGGAAGAAGCACUUUCACGAAGCCAUCACACUCUUCAACUUGGUAUGAUGGUGACGAUGGUGAUGAUGGUAGUGAUGAUGGUUGUGAUGAUGGUAGCGAUGAUGGUUGUGAUGAUGGUUGUGAUGAUGGUAGUGAUGAUGGUUGUGAUGAUGGUAGUGAUGAUGGUAGUGAUGAUGGUUGUGAUGAUGGUUGUGAUGAUGGUUGUGAUGAUGGUUGUGAUGAUGGUUGUGAUGAUGGUUGUGAUGAUGGUAGCGAUGACUCCCUAUCGUCAUCCCUUUCCUGCGCCCAACCUCCCAUGCACCCAACCUCCCAUGCACCCAACCUCCCAUGCACCCAACCUCCCAUGCACCCAACCUCCCAUGCGCCCAACCUCCCAUGCACCCAACCUCCCAUGCACCCAACCUCCCAUGCACCCAACCUCCCAUGCACCCAACCUCCCAUGCACCCAACCUCCCAUGCACCCAACCUCCCAUGCACCCAACCUCCUAUGCACCCAACCUCCCAUGCACCCAACCUCCCAUGCACCCAACCUCCCAUGCGCCCAACCUCCCAUGCGCCCAACCUCCCAUGCACCCAACCUCCCAUGCGCCCAACCUCCCAUGCGCCCAACCUCCCAUGCACCCAACCUCCCAUGCACCCAACCUCCCAUGCACCCAACCUCCCAUGCACCCAACCUCCCAUGCACCCAACCUCCCAUGCACCCAACCUCCCAUGCACCCAACCUCCCAUGCACCCAACCUCCCAUGCACCCAACCUCCCAUGCACCCAACCUCCCAUGCACCCAACCUCCCAUGCACCCAACCUCCCAUGCACCCAACCUCCCAUGCGCCCAACCUCCCAUGCACCCAACCUCCCAUGCACCCAACCUCCCAUGCACCCAACCUCCCAUGCGCCCAACCUCCCAUGCGCCCAACCUCCCAUGCACCCAACCUCCCAUGCACCCAACCUCCAUGCACCCAACCUCCCAUGCGCCCAACCUCCCAUGCACCCAACCUCCCAUGCACCCAACCUCCCAUGCACCCAACCUCCCAUGCACCCAACCUCCCAUGCACCCAACCUCCCAUGCGCCCAACCUCCCAUGCACCCAACCUCCCAUGCACCCAACCUCCCAUGCACCCAACCUCCCAUGCGCCCAACCUCCCAUGCGCCCAACCUCCCAUGCACCCAACCUCCCAUGCACCCAACCUCCCAUGCGCCCAACCUCCCAUGCGCCCAACCUCCCAUGCACCCAACCUCCCAUGCACCCAACCUCCCAUGCGCCCAACCUCCCAUGCACCCAACCUCCCAUGCACCCAACCUCCCAUGCACCCAACCUCCCAUGCACCAACCUCCCAUGCGCCCAACCUCCCAUGCGCCCAACCUCCCAUGCGCCCAACCUCCCAUGCACCCAACCUCCUAUGCACCCAACCUCCCAUGCACCCAGCCUCCCAUGCACCCAACCUCCCAUGCGCCCAAACUCCCAUGA
Molecule: messenger RNA, 3054 nt
Organism: Closterium sp. NIES-65
Lineage: Eukaryota; Viridiplantae; Streptophyta; Zygnematophyceae; Desmidiales; Closteriaceae
Source: the annotation of a GenBank genome assembly